CAUUGUCAGGAACGCACCACGCAAAAUGUUGAAAACUAUUGUCUGUCUAUUUCUGGUGGCCAGCGGUGUUAGCUGCGCCUCCGUUGGAAGCACUGUUAACGUUGCCGGCAACAUCGGCACCGUUGGACGUCAGGCCAGCGACAUCGAGAAGCCAGUUGUGAAACUGUUGAGCUACGAAUCGGAUAAGAAUCCAGAUGGUUCCUAUAGCUUCGCCUACGAGGGUGACGACAACUCCUACCGCCACGAGCAAGCCAGAGUUACUGAUGCUGGCACCGAAGACGAAGCUCUGGAGGUGCAGGGUUCCUAUCGCUAUGUCGAUGCCGAUGGACAAACUAUCGAGGUGCAUUACACCGCUGGUAAGAAUGGUUUUGUGCCCUUUGGCACCAACAUUCCCAGCGAGAUUUCUCUGAAUGCCAAGGCUGCUGCUGAUUUGCCCAAUGUGAACACCUAUGAGGAGGAGCAGGAACUGAAACUGAAGCAACGUCGUUCUCGUGCUCAAACCGAUGUGAAUCAGCACACUGAAGCCAGGCCACAGCUGAAGGCAGCCACAUCCCAAAUUGUGCCCGUCAAGGUGCUCGUCGAGGAGAAGCCCGUCGCCAAAGUUGAGCAGCCAGAGAAGAGCAAGAAAGUCGCUGUCUAAGUAAUCUUUAGUUUUUAACUAUUUUUAGUAUUACGU
Messenger RNA from Drosophila nasuta, 676 nucleotides. RefSeq names its product Cuticular protein 47Eb (gene Cpr47Eb). The record is from RefSeq and is a predicted model, not a curated record. The coding region runs from base 26 to 640 and encodes 204 amino acids. NCBI's taxonomy places the organism in Eukaryota, Metazoa, Arthropoda, Insecta, Diptera, Drosophilidae. Gene Ontology annotation, cellular component: chitin-based extracellular matrix. Gene Ontology annotation, molecular function: structural constituent of chitin-based larval cuticle. The transcript has a single exon.